Molecule: messenger RNA, 5671 nt
Organism: Poecilia reticulata (guppy)
Lineage: Eukaryota; Metazoa; Chordata; Actinopteri; Cyprinodontiformes; Poeciliidae
Gene: kcnt1a
Product: potassium sodium-activated channel subfamily T member 1a
Biological process (GO): potassium ion transmembrane transport
Cellular component (GO): plasma membrane
Molecular function (GO): outward rectifier potassium channel activity; intracellular sodium-activated potassium channel activity
Source: RefSeq, a predicted model, not a curated record
CAUCCUUCAGUUUGAUAACCUCAUUACACAGUCCUCACUUUGGCUUGCAGCCUCUUAGGUGCGAAAGGCGGGGAAAACAGAGCACUCUCCUCCGAAAUGCACCUGCAUAGUUCGUGGGUACGCUCCUACCUGGCAGAUCGCCCUCCGAUGCAAUUAACCCAGGAAGACGAGUUUGUGCAGGACCUCACGCCGACCACCGCAGCAGCCCUCCAGUCGGACAGAAGCGCCGGAUCUCCGGCCAAAAUGUGCAGCGAGUGCUACGUGAAUCAGUCAUUUGUGAACGACGAUGGGACCGUGAGCGCCCAUAAGCAACGCUCUUCCCCUGCUCCACUUACAACUAACACCAGCCACAGCAGUGGAGUUGUCCUAGACAUCUCCUCGCUGAAGAUGGAGCAGAUGGAGAGCGAAGUGCCUCCGCUGCCGCCCCGCUUCCGCUUUAGAGACCUGCUGCUGGGAGACCAGAACUUCCAGAACGAUGACAGGGUGCAGGUGGAGUUUUAUGUGAAUGAAAACACCUUCAAGGAGCGUCUGAAGCUUUUUUUCAUCAAAAACCAAAGAUCAAGCCUCCGGAUUCGUGUGUUCAACUUCUGCCUGAAGCUGCUAACAUGUCUGCUGUACAUCAUCAGAGUGAUGACGGACAGACCCGGUCAGGGCACAGGCGGCAACCACAGCUCAGUGCAGCAAAACGCUCCAAAUGGCAACAACAAAUGUGUCGACUGCCAGUGGAAUGGAUCAGUGCAGGACAGAGAAAUUAACUGGGACUUGAUCUUCUGGGUGGAGAGGAAAGCUCCGGUCUGGGCCAUUCAAGUGAUUGUGGCCAUAAUCAGUUUCCUGGAGACCAUGUUGCUUAUGUAUCUGAGCUACAAGGGGAACAUUUGGGAGCAGAUAUUUCAGAUUUCCUUUCUUCUGGAGAUGAUCAACACAGUUCCUUUCAUUAUUACAAUCUUCUGGCCUUCAAUAAAGGACCUCUUCAUUCCUGUGUUUCUCAACUGCUGGCUGGCUAAGUGUGCGCUAGAAAACAUGAUUAAUGAUGUCCACAGAGCGAUCCAGAGGACGAACUCGGCAAUGUUCAACCAGGUCAUCGUUCUCAUCUGCACCCUGCUGUGUCUCGUCUUCACUGGCACAUGUGGAAUCCAGCACCUGGAGCGAGCGGGUCAGAACCUCUCCCUCUUCAAUUCCUUCUACUUCUGCAUCGUCACCUUCUCCACCGUCGGCUUUGGAGAUGUGACUCCACGCAUCUGGCCUUCUCAGCUGCUGGUUGUCAUCAUGAUUUGCGUGGCUCUUGUGGUGCUUCCUCUCCAGUUUGAGGAGCUGAUCUACCUGUGGAUGGAGAGACAGAAGUCUGGAGGGAACUACAGCCGCCACAGAGCUCAGACAGAGAAGCAUGUAGUUUUAUGUGUCAGCUCUCUCAAAAUAGACCUGCUCAUGGACUUUCUCAAUGAAUUCUACGCACACCCCAGACUGCAGGACUACUAUGUGGUGAUCCUGUGCCCGAGUGAAAUGGACCUGCAGGUGCGAAGGGUGCUGCAGAUUCCCCUGUGGUCUCAGAGGGUCAUCUACCUGCAAGGGUCAGUCCUCAAAGACCAGGAUCUGCUCCGUGCAAAAAUGGACGACGCAGAGGCUUGUUUCAUUCUGAGCAGUCGCAAUGAGGUUGAUCGCAUGGCCGCGGACCACCAGACCAUCCUGAGAGCUUGGGCUGUGAAAGACUUUGCUCCAAACUGCCCUCUUUAUGUCCAGAUACUCAAACCUGAAAAUAAGUUUCAUGUCAAAUUUGCAGAUCAAGUUGUGUGUGAGGAGGAAUUCAAGUACGCCAUGUUGGCUCUCAACUGUGUGUGUCCUGCCACUUCCACCUUGGUCACGCUCCUAGUUCACACCUCCCGCGGACGAGAAGGACAGCAGUCUCCGGAGCAAUGGCAGAGGAUGUACGGAUGUUGCUCCGGCAACGAGGUCUACCACAUCCGACUGUGCGACAGCAAGUUCUUUGGAGAGUACAAUGGCAAAAGUUUCACGUACGCCUCCUUUCAUGCUCACAAAAAGUACGGCGUGUGUCUCAUCGGGAUAAAAAGGGAGGAGAACAAGAGCAUCCUGCUGAACCCUGGUCCACACCACAUCAUGGCUGCCACAGACACUUGCUACUACAUCAACAUCACCAAAGAGGAGAACUCCGCCUUCAUCUUCAACCAGGAGGAGAGGAAGGGCCGUCCUGCUGGAGGAAUCUACGACGGGCCCUCACAGCUUCCUGUGCACAGCAUCAUUGCAAGCAUGGGAACUGUCGCCAUAGAUCUUCAGAAUACAAGUCCACCCAAUAUUUCAGGGGGCAAACUGGUCCCGCCCACCGUGAACGGGACAGGCAGCCGCCGACCCAGUAUCGCACCGGUCCAAGAAAUCGCCGACUCUGCCGCGAUCCUGCCGUGUGACCUCCUGAGCGAUCAGUCAGAAGACGACACUGUUUUUACAGAUGAGAAGGGAAGCUCGUUCACUGAGUAUGUCAAAGGUUAUCCUCCCAACUCGCCGUACAUUGGGAGCUCGCCCACCUUAUGCCAUCUGUUGGCUGAAAAAGCACAAUUUUGCUGCCUACGACUAGACCAGGGCUGCAUGCACAACAGCUUUGAGGACGCAAAGGCUUACGGCUUCAAGAACAAGCUCAUCAUUGUGUCGGCUGAGACGGCGGGGAACGGUCUCUAUAACUUCAUAGUGCCUCUGAGAGCUUAUUACAGACCCAAGAAAGAGCUGAACCCCAUUGUCUUGCUGCUGGAUAACCCUCCUGAUAAUCACUUCCUGGAGGCCAUUUGUUGUUUCCCAAUGGUGUACUACAUGGGUGGGUCGAUAGACAAUCUGGACAGUCUGCUCCAGUGUGGUAUCAUCUAUGCUGAUAACUUAGUUGUGGUUGAUAAAGAGAGUACGAUGAGCGCAGAGGAAGACUACAUGGCAGAUGCCAAAACUAUUGUCAAUGUACAAACAAUGUUCAGGUUGUUUCCAAGUGUCAGUAUUAUCACUGAGCUCACACAUCCAUCCAACAUGAGGUUCAUGCAGUUUAGAGCGAAGGACUGCUAUUCGCUGGCUCUGUCCAAGCUGGAGAAGAAAGAGAGAGACAAAGGCUCCAACUUGGCCUUCAUGUUCCGCCUGCCCUUCGCUGCAGGCAGAGUGUUCAGCAUCAGCAUGUUGGACACCCUUCUCUAUCAGUCUUUCGUAAAGGACUACAUGAUUCUUAUUGCUAGACUGCUCUUGGGACUGGACACCACCCCUGGAUCAGGAUUCCUCUGUGCUAUGAAGAUAAAAGAGGAAGAUCUAUGGAUCGGCACCUACGGGAGACUGUUCCAAAAACUUUGCUCCUCCAGUGCUGAAAUUCCCAUCGGUAUCUAUCGCACAGAGUCUCACGUUUUCACCACUUCAGAGUCCCAGGUGUCCAUGAGCGUUGACGACUGCGAAGACACAAAAGACAGAGGGGAAGAGCCUCGCACCAACGAGCAGUCGGAUCACCCCCUGCUGAGGAAGAAGAGCAUGCAGUGGGCGCGGCGUCUCAGUAAGAAGAGCGUGAGGUGGCAGGGGGGAAGCCGGGACUCGAGUAAAGACCACGCCCAGCGCAUAGCCCAGCAGCGUCUCAACCUCUACAGACGCUCCGAGAGGGAAGAGCUGUCCGAGCUGGUCCGGAACCGCAUGAGGCAUCUGGGCCUCCCCACCUCAGGCUACGAUGAUCUGACGAAUCUGACAGCCAGUGAUGUCAUGAACAGAGUCAACUUGGGAUACCUACAAGAUGAACAGAAUGAAAACCAGAACACUUUGUCCUACGUCCUCAUUAACCCUUCACAUGAUACCAGGCUGGAGAUCAACGACAUUGUAUACUUGAUUCGUUCUGACCCUCUGGCUCAUGUUCCUGAGGUGCCUCCUGUCCACAGCAGUAGCCUGAAAGAAAGACACAAGUCCAGCAUAGACACCAAAGAGGACACCCCGCUCUGACGCAGCGCUGGCCUUUAACUGGACCAGCGCUGCCAACUGACAGAGCUAAAUCCCUGUCAGUUGGGAUUUAGCUCCCUGAGUGCUGAAGCCCACAAAUGUAUAAUGUGAGUGCCUACUGCCUGUCUGAUCACAUUGGAUAUCAUGUUUGCCAUUUUCAUCAUCUUGCUGCAAAUGCUGUACAUAUGAAUACUGCAUCGCUCUCUUUUCAGCUCUUUGAAUAUGCAGGGAUUUCACGGAGGCUUUUCCUAUUUGCUGUUGUGUUUGGUUAGAAUUAAAAUGAACUUCUUGGAUUUGUAUCUUCACUUUAACCUAACACUUCUAAGUUAAUUCAACUUAAAUCUGGUUUUUAUAUAUUUGGUAAUGAAGUUAGAGGCUUUAUUCCACUUUUUAAGUCUCUUUUCCGUUGUUGGAAACAAGGAGUACAACAGACGGAUGAUUAACUUUUCAGGUUUCACACAUCUGAACGUUUACAACUCUGCUAAAAUCAUGCAGCUACAAUCAAAAAGCCCCAAGUGACUUAAGCUAAAUGUGUGCAUUAAAGCUUUCAGACUCAUAUUUUAUAGAUAAAUCCUCGAGGUAUUCAUUAGUGCCACUAAGAUCUAAGUCAGUGGUUCAUGUGCAAAAUUACUCAAUUCAGCUCUAUAAACUGGUUGUUAAUAUUCAGCAUCCUACCAUACAGGUUUGUUUGAAUUUUUUUGGCUAUGCUUAGGUCUGGACUGGUUGUUGGUGUCAAAGUAUGCCAAAGGUUUAGAAAGUUACAGUUCCUAUAGUGCCAGAAAAACUAGAGAUUUGUAUGGAGACUCCAGAUGUAUGGAGUCUGUGGUGCGGAAAAGUUAUUUUAAGUUAAGAUUUAAUUUAUUUAAAAAAGCUAUCCAAGUCAAAUGUGAAAAAUAUCAAAAGAAAAGUGAUAUCAAACUUUUUUUACAGCUUGCAAUGAGUUCUUUCCGUCGCUGCUGAGGGAUUUCAUCCCACUCUUCUUUGCAGAAUUGUUUUAAUUCUGCCACAACAGUCAGAAACUAAUAAUUUUAUCCUUCCAGAUUUGAUGGUAGACAACAGAGCACAUGGUUUAUCAAUUGUGGCAAGACGCUGAGGUCGUCCGUCUGUCUCUGCAAUGCAAUGCUUGUCAGCUAGCUGAAUGAAGCUUCCAACUUUUCCUCCCCGCCUUUCAAGAGAGAAAAAUCCACCUAGAAGUCCUACAUAAAUGGCAUGUUAAGCAGCUGGUUACCUGAGCAGCUAGGCUGACUGAUUAGCCACCUAAUUUCAAAUUGUUGAGCAAAACUGGGGAGAAAAAGGUAAAAAGUAGUAAAAAGGUGUACUAUUCAGCACCAUUAGCACUUAAAAACUUUCAUUAACCUAACCUAUCACUUUCCUGAUGCCUUUGUACAUAUAUAAAAUUUAUAUAUAUGACUUACAACAUUAAUUUAUCUAUAACAACGUGCAUGUUAUAUUGUUUUAGUCAUAUCAGUGACACAGAUUAGCAUACAGUGAGAAUCUCAUACCGGUCCAUGCCUAUUUGUACCACAUCAGGAAUCAGAGAACGUCAUGUUGCUCUAUGAAGGCAUUGCUUAUUAAUUUUUGACUGUUGAGCACUGUGUGUACCUCUUCUGACUUUUUGUGUUUAGGUCUGACUUUGUACCAAUUUCAGUGUUUACUAUAUUUGUACUUGAUCGCAGUUUUAUGUGCACAUUAAAGUGCUCUAAAAUACAUAAAAUCA